Messenger RNA from Tuber melanosporum (Perigord truffle), 3137 nucleotides. RefSeq lists its product as uncharacterized. The record is from RefSeq and is a predicted model, not a curated record. The coding region runs from base 949 to 2526 and encodes 525 amino acids. Lineage: Eukaryota; Fungi; Ascomycota; Pezizomycetes; Pezizales; Tuberaceae. The transcript is spliced from 5 exons.
GGAGGGGGAAUGUGGGGAUGAUUGGGGUUUUGGCGAUGAUACUUGCUGGAGCUAGUCGCGCUUGCGGUUUGUGGUUGUCAAGGUAGGGGCAAUUCUUGGUUUCGCUACCGGAGCUGGCCGAGAUAAAUCCAAUGGAACAGGGAGCACGGGCCUUCGCAGCAUGGGAUUUUCCCCUCCUUCCCCCCUUCCCCUCCCUACCAGGAACUCGAGUGCCAGUACGGUACUGUUACUCGUACCGGUACUCGAGCACCAUCUGUGUCUAGCAGCUCUAUCCUACUCGAGCAUGACAGCUCCUUUGGACAACUGCAGGAAAGAAAAAGAAAAAAGAAAAAAGAAAAAAAGAAAAAAAAAACCAAUACAAAUCAAUCUUGAUCUCAUCCCAAGGGAUCUGCUUGCCUGCCUAUGGCUUUUCUUAUUUUACAAUCCAGACAGCAAGAGUUUGAGCCUUCCUGCGAGAGUGUUGUUUGAUUGUGAUGCGUGUCAUUUUCUUUCAAGCUAUCAUAAUAGUGUUAAGAGAUCGGUUAGACGUGGAGUGUCCGGCACAUGUCUAGCCAAAUUGCACUGGAGGAACGUACAGCCUGCACAUCAGCUUAAGUUUCUCUUCUUUUGUCUUUCUUGUCUCUCUACCCUAUUACUUUCAAAUCCAACUCACGGCUGCUCUUCUCUUCUCUUUCCUCCGCCUCAAACAAUCUUGUAUAGAUUCGAAGGCGUGUUGAAUCCAACAGGCGUUGAGGGAUCCCAAACCACAUCCAAUCUUUUCAUCUUGCGAGCGCUACAACUUAACAGCUGAGGCGUGCGUUGCAGGCUCGUCCGCUAGGGCACAGUGGUCCCCCCAACCUCGAAGCUCGAUUCUAGGGCAUGCUACUAUCUCCAAAACCUCCAAACACGAAGCCGCUGCUCUCCAUUAUUAUUCUUUAACACCCACUAUUAGUACUAUCACUAGUACUUAUGAAUCGUAUCGAUUCAACUUAUGGUCAGUACCGACGCACUCGUGUAGAAGGAAUUCUGAGUCAGGGGGUUCCAUCACUUGAUAAAACAGCCGGCGGAACUGGAUAUCAUGAUCUCGGGGGCACUAUUCCCAGUGAUUUCUCAUUGAGCAACAAUACCCCGCAGAUCUCUACGCCGUACGAAUCGAUAAUAAAUGAGGAAAUUUAUUUAAGGGACCCAGAGACCUUUACAAACCCAACAUAUCUCACACCCGGGCCAUAUACUGCUACGAAAUCGACAGCCUCCAAUUCCAAUACUCUCACUCGCACGCCUGUGCCCGCUGUUGGGGCACAUGUUGAACACGGAAAACAUGGGACCUCUACUAGCUCAAAGAGAGGGAGAGAAACCGGCGGGAAGGGCGGCAGCCAGCAAGGCCCUGCGCACAAGAGGGCUAGACGAAAUCGUGCACCUUCUGUACGAAGUAGUAACGUUGGAGCGGGGGAUGAGGAUGAGGAGGACGAGGAGGACGAGGACGAGGAGGACGAGGAGAGUGAUGAAGACGAUGCGCCUAUCAUGAGCUCUGGCCCGAAAGAACCGAAUGUGCUCCUUUGUCCUAUGCCUAGCUGUCGCGGUAAGGGCAAGCAAUGGGACAAUUGGAACAACCUCAUCCAACAUCUACAAAAUACCCACAUUAAAGGGUUUAGCGUUUGCGAGCGGGGUUGCGGACGACGCUUUGGGCUCUCAAGCCAAUAUACCCGUCAUGUCUUUAAGCGUAAGAAAGAAUGCAAACCGUUACCAUUGAGCGGUCCCCCUCGGAGGAUACCUCCACUGGCCUUAGAUUUCAACCAUGCCGUUGCGAAGGUGAAGGGCCAAAAUUACGCAAGACUAAAGCAAGUCAUCGAGGCACACAACUACUAUGAUCUGGAAGAUCCUAAUCAUCCUGAACAUCGUGUAGAACCCUCUUGCUAUAGUACGAGCAGCCAGAACCUCCAUCAAUACAAUCCGCAAGGGCAACUAAUGCCAGAUUGGGUAGAGCAAAUCAUCAGGCUGCUUACAGGGCAUCAGAGAGUUUGCCAGAUGCAUCCUCAAACUGACCCACCACCCAGUGACCCUGUACGGGCGGACGGUCGGCUUAACGGUUCAUCAGGGUUAGUCGAAAACCAGCAUAUUCCACAAAAUUCAACAGAUCCUACGAUACCACUACAACUAAAUCAACCCGCCGCUCGCCGACCUCACGUAUAUGGUACGCAGCCCUCAGCUAUUGCUGCAUGUAUUCCGGAUUUUCAGAAUGGAUCUAGUUCUAGUAUAUCGGGGGGCUACACCCCAAGUUUUACGCGGCGAUUGGGUCAGGAUACUCAGGGCGGGGGUUUUGCGCGAUUUGGUACUGGCGACUAUCCUCAAGUCGUGGGAAGCGAUUACCUGAGUCAGUGUCCAACCCACACUGGUAGUUAUAUCGGAAAUAACACUCGUGCAAACCGUGGGGCCCCGCCAUCGGAGCCGGAUCACAGCCCUUUGCCAUCGGACAUUUUUCCCUUUGGCAUAGGGGUUCCCUAUGUGGACGGAACGAGUGAUGCUCCUCAUUUUAAUAUGGAGUCUUAAUGUAUAAAGCUCCCGCUUUUCUUCGGUGAAUUUUCAACAGCGUAUCCUUGGCUAGAAAUUGACCUCUGGUUUUGGGGGUUACUGCAGCCAGCCCCGAUGGAGGUCAUUAAGGAACCACCAAUUAUUCGGCUAUUCCACACUCGCUUUUAUCGCGCUCCCCUUUGUUAUUCCUUUCUUACGCCUAAACAAUUGAUGUUUUAGCCCCAUUAUUAACUAUUCCCUUUCACCUGUGGACCGUAUGGUAUGUGUCCCUACCUCUUCACUCCCUGAUUCCAAGAGUUUUUCUUUCUUUCUUGUCUUCCUUUCUCUCUCCCUCUUCCUUUUCCUUUGUUACGGGUCCCAGUUGGCAAUGGGGAAAGGGUCGGACACGAGGAGUUGGGGUAGACCCCUAGCUUUCGGGCAAUGACAGAAGGGGCAUAGAUCUUCCACAGAUCUUGAGGAAAAAGGAUAGGUAUAGACAGGUAGAUGAGGCACUCUAUUAAAAAACCAAAGUGCCCAUACGACUUUAUGAAGCUCGCCGAUCUUUCAUUACACUCCCUUGUUUUCCCUUCUAUAUUGCUUGUAUGUAAGAAAAACGGGAAAACAUAUCCCUAACGUUUUCCGGUAAGAAA